AUGGCAUAUGAAAAUGCUUCCCAGGGAAACUCCCCUGCCACACCAACUUCAGAAACAAGUACAGGUUCGCUGCCGCGACAGGACCGCGCGAAAGUCGACUUUCCCCCUUUACAUGAUGAAGCAGGAACGAGAGCAUUCGCAGCUCUGGAUGCCGAUUCUGAAGCCAACUAUCAACCGAAGACGGUCAAGUUCAAUCUAGUUAUGCUAGGCCUGUACCUCGCAGUCUUCCUCGUAGCCUUGGACCGUACGAUUAUUUCCGUGGCAAUACCUGAGAUCACUGAUACAUUCGACUCCGUGGACGAUAUUGGUUGGUACGGCAGUGCCUACAUGAUGACGGGGGCUGCCUUUAGCCUGAUGUUUGGCAAAAUUUAUAAACAUUAUCCCAUCAAGACAGCGUUUCUAGGAUCAGUGGUUAUCUUCGAAGUAGGAUCAGCUAUCUGUGGUGCCGCUCCUACAUCUGCUGCACUGAUCAUUGGGCGCGCCAUCGCUGGGCUUGGAUCGUCGGGUAUCUUUACCGGUGGAAUGAUGGUGAUCGUUCCGCUGAUCCCACUUCGCAAGCGCCCGAUCUUCUACGGCUUGUUCGGCGCAGUAUUUGGCAUCGCCUCUGUGCUCGGUCCACUGCUCGGUGGAGUGCUCACCACCAUCACCUGGAGGUGGUGUUUUUACAUCAACCUCCCGAUUGGGGCAGUCACGGUCCUAGCAAUCGUAUUCUUCCUUCAGGUCGAACGACAGUCUAGAGAGAGACUCACUGUUUUUCAGCACAUCAUUCGACUUGACCCCGUCGGGACAGUCAUCUUCGUACCCAGUAUCGUAUGCUUGGUGCUAGGACUCCAAUGGGGUGGUUCACGCUAUCCUUGGUCAAACCCGAAGAUUAUUGGGCUUCUAGUGACCAGCGGAGUCCUCUUUGUGGCAUUUUGGGUACUCCAAGUCUUUCAACCUCGCACCGCCACCAUUCCCAUGCGCAUCGCUACACAACGAUCGGUCCUCGGUGGUGUCAUGUUUUUGUUUUUACUGAACGGUAGUCUCUUUACGAUCGUAUAUUUUCUACCCAUCUGGUUUGAGGCCGUCAGAUUUGACACCCCUACGCACGCCGGGGUGAGCUUGUUGCCACUAGUCAUCAGUCUAGUGGUAAUGAGUAUCAUUGCGGGUGGCUUUACUCAACGUGUGGGCUACUACAUGCCACCCAUCCUCUUCUCUCCAGUGUUGACCACAGUGGGAGCCGCACUGCUGACAGAGUUGAGGACUACCACUAGCAGCUCUAGUUGGAUAGGCUAUCAGGCUUUGUAUGGUUUUGGCACAGGCAUGGCCAUGCAAACGACCAACAUGGCGGCCCAAACUGUACUAGACAGGAGCGACAUUAGCACAGGCAUGGCACUCAAUUUCUUCGGACAGAACCUUGGUGGCGCCAUUUUCGUCCCCGUUGCACAAGCUAUAUUUGAGAGUGUGCUACAGAAGAAGCUCUCCGCAAUUCCAGGGAUGAAUGGCACAAACAUAGAUGCAACGGGUGUUCUUGAACUGAAAGACGUUGUUCCGCAAAUCUACAUCCCGCAGGUUCAGUCAGCGUUCAACAAGAGUGUGACUCAAUGCAUCUUUGUAUCCGUUGCGUUAAGCGCUGCGACACUACUACCUGCCUUGAUCAUGGAAUGGAGAAAUAUUAAAGAAGAAGCCGAUAAGAAAUCAGCAAAAGAUAUCGAGGUUACAAGGUUAAAUGAGCAGGUCAUGAGAUCUGCAGUUCACGAUCGAAACGCCGAUGUGACAUCAGAGAAGAAGGGAAAUGCACAAAGAGGUUCGAAGCUUAAAGCCGAGUAUUGGACGGAGCCAGUCGCUGAGAAAGAAGCCGAAAAUCAGGACGAAAAAUAA
Molecule: messenger RNA, 1860 nt
Organism: Exophiala bonariae
Lineage: Eukaryota; Fungi; Ascomycota; Eurotiomycetes; Chaetothyriales; Herpotrichiellaceae
Exons: 3
Coding region: 1-1860 (619 amino acids)
Biological process (GO): transmembrane transport
Cellular component (GO): plasma membrane
Molecular function (GO): transmembrane transporter activity
Source: RefSeq, a predicted model, not a curated record